CAAAUUUAAUAUAUUAACUAUAUUAAAUUUUGUGGGAUAAUUUUUUUUGUAGAUUAAUUUAAUAAUUUUAAUGUAAAAUGAAAAAUAGAAUAAAGUUUAAAUGCUGUUGACUUAAACAUGGUAAAUAAAAUUAAUCAUCUGGUUUUAAUCAUAUCUUUAUUGUAGGACUUGUUAUUACUUUUUUUUUAUUAAUUGAAAUUAUUGAUUCAUAAAUCAUCUAUUGGGUGACCCAUAAAACUUUGGUGCGGAAUAAUGAGCUUAGGCAAGUCAUAAGUCACAGUAACCGUUCGUACUCCAAAGUAAGCUCUUUGUUUCUACCAAAAAAAAAAUUGGGAAUGGUCACCUGAAAACAUGAGGAGUAUGAGGAUGGAGAAUGUGACAUUUAGUUUGACAUCUCUGGAUAUCAUUAAAGCACCAAUACGUCUCAAGAAUGGCCAGUGUUCGGUGUUCCUGGGGCAUUUGGGUGCAUUGCUGGAAUAUGUUAAAGAUCAAAUAGGUUGGGAUAUCAGCUUUGAACCACUAGAGCGCAAUAGAGGUGCUUUCUAUAUCGCUCGGAGUGUUGUCAAAGAGUUGCGCCUUCAAUCUUAUGUUAGUCAAGGUGCUCUAAGGUGGCUGAAUGGUCUGUUCUGUGAGGAGAUGAUACCAUAGUGUAGUGUGUUUUUGUUUCUUGCUAAUUUUUGUUUAACAAUUCAAUAUAUUGUUUUUUUUGGUAUUAAUCUAAGUGGUGUGUUCUUUGGACACACAGCGUUGGGCUUUUCUGAAUGAAUUAUUCAGAUAAAAAAAAUAUCAUUAUAUUUUUAUAUGGCUUAUGGAUAUGGAGCGUAUGAAAAGAACCUAAAAAAAAAAAAGGUGCUAUUUAACCCACUAUUUUCAGUUGGUGAAGAUAUUGUCUAGGCUUCUUCACUAAACACUUGGGAGAAUUUCCAAGAUGGAAAUAGUUCUUCUGUAAUUUUACAAUCAGACAUAUUUAAAGAAUAAAAUAUGAAACGAUGGAUAGAAACUUACACGUGAUGCUCAAAGUUUUUUUAAGCUAUGUUGUAAGUUGAUUUUGUAUCACCGGUUUGAUUUUCUAAAUUGGUUUGUACUCUUUUUUUUUGCCAACGGUAUGUAAUUUUUUUUUCACUGAAAUUUUAUUAAUGGAACGAGGUCCAACCAAACCAAGCCCAAAACAAUAUUAAACAGAACAAAAAACAAAGAUCCAAUACGGAAGGCUCGACUAAACAAACACAUUUGAACCGAAAGUCCAAAGAGACAGCCCGUCGCAGAAGAAGUCGAGCAACUCAACCACGUGUUCGAUCGCCCGGCGAUCAAUGGACACAUGUCUUGACGAGAACCAACCUUCUUCCUCCGGAGCCAGCAAAGCGACAUGACGGAUCACCGUCGACGGCGAGUAAACCCUAGAUGAAUCGUUCAAACCGAACGGCCACCAUUGAGCUCGAGCCGAUAAGUCCACAAAAUUGGCAGAUCUGUGAGAUCAACGAGAAGAUAAACCACCUACAAUCAAUCUUUAACCUCCGUUUUACUUGCAUACGCAAACAUACAUUUUUAAUGAUCCAACUAAGCCCGAAGAUGCAACAACCCGACAAGAGGGGGAGAAGAAACCAUCGGAAAAUCAGAUCAAGAGGCUGGAGAACAAUUGAAACUCAUAACCGCAGAUCGAAGAGGAACAGGAAAAUCUCAAAAAAGAUCCGACGAAAGCGGUGCUGAAGAAGCCACCACCUCUCGAAAACAAAAGCCGGCGAAAACGAUGCUGAAGAAGCCACCACCUCCUAGAGACAAAGCCGACGAAGCUGGUGCUGAACGAGUUACCGUUACUGGAGACAGAGUUGGUCGACCACCAAUGGAGAAGGUGCGACACCGGAGACAAAAAAGCUGGUCAGGAAACUCUCAAAGCUCUAUUCCUUGUAAAAGAUUUAAUUUGGAAAAAAAAAAUAGAAAGAAAAUCCUCUCUCUAAAAGAGAGGAGAGAGAACUCCAUUACUCUUCAUUUGUGAACGGUGUGUACUCAUAGUUUGGGUUAACAAAAAUAAAAUUAAAAAAUAUAUAAAAUAUAAUAUAUUUCAUUAUUUGUAAAACGCUGCGUUCGAGCUCGCUCACUGUUGAAACCCAGCUGCUUCGUCUUUGAUCGUCUUCUAGUUUCCUUUCAAAUCGUAAGUUCCCCCCCCCCCCCCCUCCUUUCAACAAUAUAUAAUGCCUUUCAUCACUCAACUACAUCUUCAUGAAUUACUCUCGACUCUGAUAAAAUCUCAUGUGAUCCCUUUUCUUUGUCUGAAUUGCGAUUGAGACACAUAAAUAUCUGAACUUGUGACCUUAAUGGAGUUUCUCAUUGGAUAGGUUCAGCUAUAAUCCCUAAUCCAUGUCUGCCCAAAGAGUCUCUUCUCGUUCUAGAGAUUCCAUCAGCAGUCUCCCAGACGAGGUCCUCGGUAAAAUCCUGUCUCUGCUUCCGACAAGACUUGCUGCUUCCACAUCGGUUCUGUCCAAACGGUGGAAGAAUCUUCUCCCCCUUGUAGACAGCCUCGAUUUGAGCGACGCGAUUGGCGAUCCACGUGGCUUCUCUGCAUUCGUGGACACAACUCUCGCUCUCUUAACCAACUCUUCAAUCAUCAAGAGAUUCUCUCUCAACUGCGAACACAAACACGACACAACCAGAGUGGACACUUGGAUUCGCACUGCCCUUGAGCGAUUCUCGGAGCUUCACUUGGAGAGCGCAUGUUUGCACGGUAUCAAAACAGAGUCCUUCACGAGCAACACGUUGCUCAAGCUCACCUUAUCUAAUGGUUUUUUUCUUUCUGGUCUUCCUCCUAAUGGCGGCGUGUUUUUCCCAAACCUCAAAACGCUUUCUCUCGUUUCGGUUGGGUUUGAGCCUUGUGAGGUGUAUGAGUAUCUCAUAACUGGCUGCCCUCUGCUUGAGGAGUUAUUCAUACGCUAUGCUUCUCCCUCGGAGUGUAGCUGGAUGGUUGUGAAUCAGUCCAUCGCAGUGUCGAGUCCUUCUAUUAAGAGAAUGUCCAUCUCUUACCCUUCUCGUGAUUACUGUGAGCCUCCCGCUAGUGAGGUGUUUAGGACACCGAGUCUUGUCUACCUUGACUAUUCUGGUUACGUGGCGGGACAUUAUCAUGUUGAUUUCACCUCGCUUGUCGAAGCUAGGCUGGAUCUUAGACGGGAGCGAGUUUUGGCUGUGGAGGAGGAUGGUGUUGAUGAUUCUAGUGUCGGUGGUUGGGAUGAGGAUGUUUAUGAUGAAGCUGUGGAGCAUAAUGCAGAGGUUCAUGAUGAUGAUAUAGAUGAUAAUGAUAAUGAUAAUGAUGAUGAUGAUGAUGAUGAUGAUAGUGAUAGUGAUGGAGAAGAGAGUUUGCCUGAUGUUGCGAAUCUGGUUGAAGGGAUAAGCAACGUUAAAACUCUUCACUUGUCUCCUUAUUUUCUUGAGGUGUUUGACAUUUGCUGUAAAUCGAUGCCGGUGUUUCACAAUCUCCUUACUCUGUCUUUUGAGAGUGACAAAGAAAGAGGAUGGCAAGUGGUGCCACUUCUUCUUAAAAACUCUCCCAACCUGGAAACUUUAGUCAUCAAGGGUCUUGUGCACCAAGUUACAGAUAAAUGCGGGGACGCCUGUGUUUGCAUAGCUAAGAAAAAGAAGAAGAUGGAGGAGGAGAAAGUAUGUUGUUUAUCGACAUGUCAAGUGAAGGUGCUAAACAUUUCAGGGUAUAGAGGGACUGGUAGAGAGCUAAAACAGAUGAGGCAUUUCUUGGGAAAUUUGAAAUGUCUUGAAACUGUCAAGGUUGGUCUUGUAGCUGAGAAUCACCACGAAGACAACAGUGUUAACAAUCACUACCAGAGAAUCACCAAUGCUCUUACUAAGCUUCCCAGAGCUUCAUCAAAUUGUCAAAUCCAUUUCUUUUGAUUUCCCUCUUAAGAAGCAAAUUAUUAGCAUGUUUAAUGAAGAGAAACUCUACCUUUUCUACUAGGAUUUUCAAAGAUCUCAUGCUUUGCUAUUUAUUUGAGGUAGGAGAGCCUCAGUUUUGAGAAUAAGUUACGAGUAUGUCUCCAAAGGCAAUGCAUUUGUAGACCAUCUGCUUCAUCAUUUCAAGUCAAAAAAUUC
This is a messenger RNA of Brassica rapa (field mustard), 4089 nucleotides long. Its product is annotated as F-box/LRR-repeat protein At2g29930. The record is from RefSeq and is a predicted model, not a curated record. NCBI's taxonomy places the organism in Eukaryota, Viridiplantae, Streptophyta, Magnoliopsida, Brassicales, Brassicaceae. Gene Ontology annotation, molecular function: protein binding.